AUGGCACAACCCUUUUCUGAUGCGCUUCGCGGCGCAGCUAAUGAGUUCGAAACAUUAUUCCCGGCACAGGCCCAGCCGCAGCAAGCCGCUAGUGCAGCCGACGUUGCCAUCCAACGAGGACUUAAUGCUCUGAUGGCGGAAGUCGCGGCCAUGCGAGUCGAUCUCAGAGGGGACAUUGCGGGCCUAGCCGCCCAAACGCAGGGCCUAGCCGCCCAAACUCAGGGCCUAAAUACCCGAAUGGACGACCUGAAUACUCGAAUGAGCGCAAUGGAUCAAAACAACACUGCUCGGCUGCACAAUAGUGUAGCAGUGACGCCAGAAUUCCGGCUGUCACCCCUUUAUAACCUCACCACCGGCAUCCUCAUCGCCGAGUGCCCUGAAACCCUUGCAGAUCUCGCUGACCUUCCCCGCAUCACAAGCGCCCGCAUCCUGCAGGAGUUGAACAUCCAGGCACCACGUGGACGUGACGAGAGCCGAAAGACCGUGUCUCGUGCAUUUGGUGUUCGCCUCGCUCUCACGCUCUAG
Molecule: messenger RNA, 525 nt
Organism: Penicillium taxi
Lineage: Eukaryota; Fungi; Ascomycota; Eurotiomycetes; Eurotiales; Aspergillaceae
Exons: 3
Coding region: 1-525 (174 amino acids)
Source: RefSeq, a predicted model, not a curated record